Molecule: messenger RNA, 4150 nt
Organism: Salvia miltiorrhiza (redroot sage)
Lineage: Eukaryota; Viridiplantae; Streptophyta; Magnoliopsida; Lamiales; Lamiaceae
Product: putative pentatricopeptide repeat-containing protein At2g02150
Exons: 6
Coding region: 74-2548 (824 amino acids)
Molecular function (GO): protein binding
Source: RefSeq, a predicted model, not a curated record
CAAUUUUACUCUUCAAUAGAUUCGGUCGGGUGGGUUUUUUUCUGCCCGAACCCGAGAAUGGAGGUUUAGAAAAAUGGUUCCAUUUCUUCAACUACAGACCACCUCACUUCCAAAACCCUACUGUUUCAAUUUCAUUAAACCCCCCCUUUUUUUUUCUCGACGAAAAACAGGCAGUGUCUUCAACAUUUUUGCCGUAAUUUACGAUUGCAAUGAGUGUUUGGAGUCCGAUUUCAAUCGGAAUCGGAUCCCAUGCCUGACCCGCUUUCAUGCUGCACCGGUUUUGCCAGCCAUGUUCACGCUGCUACGCCGGCUCAAAACGUCUCAUUGCCGUUCUGUAAGCUCAUCGUUAUUUGAUUCUUCAUGUUGUCUGUUUUCGGGAAAUAUGUUAGCUUGGGCCACUUGUUUUUUAUGUUCUCGUUGCUCAUUUUCGACAACUUCAAAUGUUAGUAAUUUUGACGGGGUUUUUGAUCGGGAGACGGUAGUAGAAAUUGUGAAACAAGAGAGGUGGGAUGAUGUUCGUCUCGUCGGGCUGUUAUGUUCGGCCUUGGCUCCCGUUUCGGUGGCUAGAUUAUUGAUUGAGCUGAAGCAGGAUCCAUUAUUGGCUCUGAGGUUGUUUAGAUGGGCUGAAUCGCGCAAUGGUUUUUGCCAUACAACGGAGAAUUAUUGUGUUAUUGCUCAUAUUUUGUUUUGCUCGAAGAUGUAUAGAGACGCUCACAAUGUGCUCAAGCAAUUGGUUACUUUUCAUAGAGACAGUGGAGGUGUUAUUGGGGUGCUUCCUUCAUUUACUAUUAUGGAUGCUUUAUGGGCGACAAGGAAUGUUUGUGUGCCUGGUUACGGGGUUUUUGAUGCACUGUUCAGUGUAUUGAUGGAAUUGGAGAUGUUGGAGGAAGCUAGGCAGUGUUUCCUGAAGAUGAGAAACUUUAGAGUUAUUCCGAAAGCAAGGUCUUGUGAUAUUCUCUUACAUAAGUACUCGAAGGUGGCAGAUGGUGUUUCAGCAAAGAAGUUUUUCAAUGAUAUGAUUGGAGCUGGAAUAGUUCCAUCAAUUUAUACCUAUAACAUAAUGAUUGGGAUCUUGUGUAAAGAAGGGGACUUGAAAGCUGCAAGGAUCUUGUUUGUGAGGAUGAAGGACAUGGGCAUCUCUCCUGAUGUUGUUACUUAUAAUUCACUUAUAUAUGGCUGUGGAAAGCUUGGAGAACUGUGUGACGCAGUUUGUAUAUAUGAGGAGAUGAAAGCAGCAGGGUGUUCUCCCGACAUAAUUACAUAUAACACAUUGAUUAAUUGCUUUUGUAAAUUUGAGAAAUUGCCACAGGCUUUCAACUUUCUUAGGGAAAUGAAGGAAAGAUGUAUUAGACCUAAUGUUGUAACUUACAGCACACUCGUUGAUGCAUUUUGUAAAGAAGGGAUGUUGCAGCAUGCUAUUAAGUUUUUUGUUGACAUGAGACGAGUUGGUCUGAUUCCUAAUGAAUUUACUUAUACUUCUCUGAUUGAUGCAAACUUUAAGGUGGGAAACUUUGAUGAUGCCAUGAAGUUUGUAAAAGAGAUGGUAGAAGCUUCUGUGAAGUUAAAUGUUGUUACCUACACAACGUUGCUUGAUGGCCUAUGUGAAGAAGGGAGGAUACAUGAAGCAGAAGAAGUUUUUAAGGUUAUGCUGAAAGAUGGAGUAGUUCCUAAUGAGAAAAUAUAUACAGCUUUUAUGCAAGGGUACCUUAAAGCCAAAAGGAUAGAUGAUGCUAUGAGGAUUCUUGCAAAAAUGAAAGCGAAUAACAUCAGACCCGAUAUAGUUUUGUAUGGCACUAUAAUCUGGGGGUUUUGCAACCUGGGAAGGUUCGAAGAUGUGAAUUCAUUGUUGGUCGAGAUGAAGGACUACAAUAUAGAGGUUAGUGAAGUAAUAUACACAACACUAAUUGAUUCCUAUUUCAAAGCUGGAAAAAAUGUAGAAGCACGGAAUAUGCUUAAUGAAAUGCAGGGAAGAGGUAUGGCACCAAACGUUGUGACGUAUUGUUCCCUAAUUAAUGGUUUAUGCAAACUAGGAUAUGUUGAGGAAGCAAUUGGAUAUUUCCAUAAUCUCAAAAAUGUUGGUUUGCAACCAAAUAUUGUAGUUUAUUCAUCUCUAGUUCACGGUCUUUGUAAAAAUGAUCGUGUUGAAGAUGCUAGAAAGCUUUUCCUGGAAAUGCCUGAGAAGGGCUUGAUUCCAGAUAAAAUUGCAUAUACAUCUUUGAUUGAUGGAACCAUGAAGCAGGGAAAUAUUCAGGAAGCUUUGGAUCUGGUGAAGCAAAUGACUGAAACUGGUGUGGAGAUUGAUCUUCAUACCUACACAUGUUUAAUUUCUGGGCUCUCAAGACAUGGACAACUUCAUCAAGCAAGAGAUUUGUUUCAUGAGAUGAUUGAGAAAGGAAUACAGCCAGAUGAAGUUGUUUACGGAUGUCUCAUACGUAAGUAUCGUGAGAGUGGCAACAGCGAAGAAGCUGAUGCCUUGCUAAAUGAGAUGAUAGAAAAAGGUAUUGCUCCCGUUAAAAGUGAGCUGCUACAAAAAAACGUACGGGUCUGAAUUUGCAUAAGCUGCUACAAACAUUUUAGGCGUUGUAAAUUGUUCAUUACUGGCUUUACCGUAAUGAAAGGUUGGACAACUGAACCCCUUUUUCUGGAAACUAUCAAAUCAUGGAUCGUGAUAGUUUUAUAAAUUGUUGUCCGUAUUUUCUCUGCUAUUCUAGCUACUCAAUACUGUCCUUUGACACUGCAUAGAGGUUAUGAAUAUACCAGCCAAAAUGUGAAUCUUUUGAAACAGUUAUUCACUCCUAUACAUCUACUCCGUAUGCCACCCUUCUAUCCGCACUGUCUUGUGGUUGAGGUCCCAAGUGAACGCAUUUUACGGUCAUAUGAUGUAUCAGCCCAUUCACUUGUGUACCUUCCGGCAACAUCAGUGAAGCCUGAAAGAAAAUUGCUGAUAUCUGUCCAUUCGGAAGGAGCAAUAAAGGUUCUCAGUAUUAUUGAUUCAAGUUAUCAUGUUUUGAAUGAUUUGAAGAGGCUUCAUGUUCCUCAGUUGAAAGAUAAUGGAAAACAGGCUCAAGAGUACGAGUCAUUUGUUAAUUACAAAGAAGAAGUUUCAGUUGACAUUCCCUUCCUUGGAGUCUCUUUAUGAACUCUCAUCCUGAGGAGAUACUCUUUGCAUCUGCUCAGAACACAAAGCUUACCUUUGUACAGAGUUUGGAUCAACAACAAUUUUCCCUCCAAAUUGCAUCAUUGCAAAUUGAUAACCAAUUACGCACAACACCAUAUCUUGUAGUCCUGUCUUUCAACUCUGGAAACAAGCGAAAUAUGGUAAACGGGAUGAAGCUUAAAGAUAGUUCAAAACUUAUCAGUGGAGGUACAAAUCAAACUGCCACUUCAAGCUUACAUGAGCCAGUUUUCUCCUUAGGUGCUGCUGCCAAGUGGAGAAACACUGAAACAUCAUUGGUUUCGUUUGAAUCUAUUAGCCUCAGAAUGGCAGAUCUUUAUCUUGAGAUUGAGCAAGAAAUUGUAUUGAGAUUGUUUGAAUUCUUCAAAACUGUACGUCAAGGUUGCAGAACAGAGUUUAUCAAUAUGUGGGCUCCACACAGAACUUGUUGUUCCCAGAAUUGGACAUCGCUGGAGAAAUCUCUAGGAAUGCUUCAUGUUCUGUGAGAUUGGAUGAAAAAUAUACCAACAAAGACUUCUUCUCCCUUCCGAUAUGGAGAACAAUGCCCCAACUAAAGAAGAACGAUGCUUAAGUUGAAAUCUCUUUUGCAGAGCCCGGCUGGUCUUAUUACUGGUAUGGCGCAAGGCCACCUCAGCAAUACAGUCUAUGCAAUAAAUGAUGCUACUAGUCAAUUCAGCAGAGCUGCACGCAAGGUUUGUUUUUCUGGAAUAGGCAUGAGCGCAUAUACAUAUACAUCUGACGACCAAACUGCAACAAUGAUAGAAAGGCAACAGAAAGGGAUGUCAUCACGCAGAUUCCUGGAGCUGCUUUAUAUCUCUAUUUGUGAUCUUUUUCUCUUUCAUAGUUUGAGAUGCCACUUAUAUUUCAUUUCUCUGGAUUGUGAUACAUAGAGAAAUUGAAUGAAGAUUUUUGUAGGUAGAUUUGGCUUGUAUCGUUUUCUUGCAUGCUCAAAAACCAAUAUCUUUGUUAUUAUGU